GCCCGAGUUUCUUCCCUUCCUGAUACACUGUGGUCGGUGCAGAUCUCAGAAUGUGUAAACCUGGUGACACCAGAUCCGUCACUUGACACCUCACCUCUCUCCCCUGCUCCGGACCCUCAGAUCCUGGCCUACCUGAGCUCGGCAGACCUGUGGGGGCCCCUGGUGAGGAGAUGCUGGCAGAGCGGGGGGCUUGCCUGCUGCUGGCAGUGGCACUGCUGGGCCCAGGGCCCCGGGCCCAAGCCAUGGAAGGUGUCAAAUGUGGGGGUGUGCUCUCAGCACCUUCUGGAAACUUCUCCAGUCCCAACUUCCCUAGACUGUACCCCUACAACACAGAGUGCAGCUGGCUGAUCGUGGUGGCUGAGGGCUCCUCGGUGCUGCUCACCUUCCAUGCCUUUGACCUGGAGUACCAUGACACCUGCAGCUUCGACUUCCUGGAGAUCUACAAUGGGGCCUCACCAGACAAGGGCAACCUGCUGGGGAGGUUCUGCGGCAAGGUGCCCCCGCCGCCCUUCACCUCCUCCUGGCAUGUCAUGUCUGUCGUCUUCCACUCGGACAAGCACGUGGCCAGCCAUGGCUUUUCUGCAGGCUACCAGAAAGAUGUGUGUGGCGGCGUCCUGACUGGCCUGUCGGGGGUCCUCACCAGCCCUGAGUACCCCAACAACUACCCCAACAGCAUGGAGUGCCACUGGGUGAUCCGGGCCGCUGGCCCUGCCAGCGUCAAGCUGGUGUUCGUGGACUUCCAAGUGGAAGGCAAUGACGAGUGCACCUAUGACUACGUGGCUGUGCUUGGGGGGCCUGGCCCCACCCGUGGGCACCACUACUGUGGCAGCACCAGGCCCCCCACCCUCGUGUCUCUGGGCCACGAACUGCAGGUGAUCUUCAAGUCCGACUUCAACAUUGGAGGCCGUGGCUUCAAGGCCUACUACUUCUCAGGACAAUGCCAGGAGGUAUACAUGACCAUGCGGGGCAACUUCUCCAGCCCACGGUACCCCAGUUCCUACCCCAACAACAUCCGCUGCCACUGGACCAUCCGCCUGCCCCCGGGCUACCGGGUCAAGGUAUUCUUCCUGGACCUGGACCUGGAGGAGCCCAACAGCCUGACCAAGACCUGUGACUUUGAUCAUCUGGCAGCCUUCGAUGGGGCCAGUGAGGAGGCACCCCUGCUGGGGAAUUGGUGUGGACACCGCCUGCCACCACCUGUCACUUCAAGCCACAACCAGCUUCUGCUUCUGCUGCACACGGACCGCAGCACCACCCGCAGGGGCUUCUCCGUGGCCUACAUCGGAGUGGUGCCCAUGAACGUGAGCUGCUCCCGCACGGACUUCCAGAUCCUGAUCUCCACGCAGGCGCUGGCCCCGCUGGAGCGGACCAAGGUCUACCUGGGCAGCCGGAGCUGUGCUGCCCAGGAGGUCGGCGGCAACUUCAGGAUCCAGGCCCGCUUUGAUACCUGCGGCACUGAGUCUCAGAGAAGAAACAACACUUCAGUGAUUGUCAGCGUGCUGUACAUCGACUUCUCAGCCGCAGGGCGGGAGGACAUCCAUGAGUACGAGGUCCGCUGUGAGCCGCGGCGCAAGGAGGCUUCCGUCCACCUGCUGUCUGGCUCUCACUGGCUGGGUCCCUAUGCUGCCACUGCGGAGCACCUUCAGGAAGCACCACCCGGGGAUGAGGCGGAGGCACUGGAGGGUCCGGUGACCAUGGUGGCCCAGGAUACCAGUGACAUCGUCUUCCUGGGGCUUUGCAUCCUGGCUGGAAUCCUCAUGGUUAUUGCCAUCGUGGUCUUGAUGCUGCUUUGAAUAGACAGCAUAGGGACCUGGCAUCUGACAUGCCUGGGAAGCAGCUUAGGGACCUGCAACAGGGGUGGGAUGGGGACUUGCUGACUUGGUGACCAUGGGCAGGUCAUGUCCCUCUCUGAGCCUCCAUUUCCUAGGGACAGCCAUUCUGCCCUGCUAUCUCACAGGGCUAGCAUGAGGCUCAGAGGCAGGCAGAGAUGGAUAAGAGCUUUGUAAUCUGUAGCAUGCUGUGUAUGUAUAUGCAAUUGCUGUUAAUAAUUUUAAAGAUAUUCUGCUGUAGAAAAGAACUCUCCCACGUGUGUUACUUGUCAGUUUGGAUAGUUGUGGUCACUGGUGGCAGAGUGUAGAUAAAACUGACUCGUUCUAUAACUUAUAUGGGUGCUUUACCAACUCAGGAUACAAAUAAAAGCACUACUAAUUUUCCUUCCUCCCUCCUUCCCUCCUUCCUUC
Messenger RNA from Chlorocebus sabaeus (green monkey), 2240 nucleotides. RefSeq names its product CUB domain containing protein 2 (gene CDCP2). NCBI's taxonomy places the organism in Eukaryota, Metazoa, Chordata, Mammalia, Primates, Cercopithecidae. The record is from RefSeq and is a predicted model, not a curated record.